CGCACCGCAGAGAGCGAGAGCAAAUCACCAGCCUCCACGCCGCCUCUGCGCUGCGCGAGCAGCGCACCACCACCGGCGUUCCCUCGUUGCUAAGGCUGCGCGGGCCCUCGGCCCAUUAGGGCUCCCGGGCUUUAAAAGGGUACGGGCGGAAUAAAACCGAAGUGGCAGGGGUUUGGACUGGGGCAGGCAAUUUCCGUUCAGUUUCCGGGGUUUUCCUCUGCUCCGCCGUCUCCGCCACCGCCGGCCGCCGCGACCUCGAUUCCCCCCGGCUCCGGCGCGCGCAGGGGGCGAUCUGAGGCGCACCUUCCCGUCAGGCGGGGGAGGGAUUCACUUCCGCCCCGACCUCCACGGAUCCUCCCCCGACUGGUCCCCCCAUGGUCGUCUCCCCGGACGCCCGCCGAUCCGCGGCCGGGGCGCGCCGCUGAGGCAAUCGGGACCGAUCCGCGCGGGCCUGCAAUGCCCUCAGUGACGCCCGGCUCCAGAAACCCCUCCCCUGAUCAUCGGCCCGCCGACUCCCCUUCCUCCUUCCAUGGGUGAUCACCGCGAAUUCCCCGCCUUGGCGCCGGGCCACUGCCUGCCCAAGACGUCGUCGAUGAGCGUGACGGACUCGGUCACUGCCGUCCACGACUUCCGGGUCACGGGCUACUCGCUGCUCGACGGCAUGGGCGUCGGCCGCUUCGUCAGCUCCAGCACCUUCACCGUCGGCGGCCUCGACUGGGCCGUCAGGUUCUACCCGGACGGCUCCACCGCCAACUGCCUCGGCAACGCCUCCGCCUUCCUCUACUACUGCAGCCGCGACAAGGACGUCAGGGCCAGGUUCACCCUCAACCUCAUGGAGAACGACGGCCGCCUGUCCCAGGUAACCAACUCCUACAUGAAGCACACAUUCUCUCCGGCGAGUGACAAUUGGGGCUUCAUCAAGUUCAUCGAGAAGUCCAAGAUCCAGGGCUCGCCGUUCCUCGAGAACGACUGCCUCACCAUCAGGUGCCUGCUCACCGUCACCAAAGAGUCCCGCACCCAAGACGUCGAGACCAAUUCGAUCGUGGUUCCGCCGUCGAAUCUGCACCAGGAUUUCGGGAACAUGCUGCAUGAUGGAGAAGGCGCGGAUGUCACGUUUACCGUGUGCGGCCAGUUGUUCCAUGCUCACAGGUGUGUUUUGGCAUUCCGCUCCCCUGUCUUCAGAGCAGAGCUCUUUGGCCCGCUGAGAGAAAAUGCCACAGAGUGCAUCAAGAUAGAUGACAUGGAGCCUAUGAUAUUCGAGGCGCUUCUUCACUUCAUCUACACAGACACCCUGCCUGAUAACUGCAAAGAUGGAAAGGCUGCGGCUAUGCAGCACAUGCUCGUUGCCGCGGAUCGGUACGGCGUCGACAGGCUAAGGCUGCUGUGUGAAAGGAAGUUGAGCGAUGCAAUUGAUGUGGAAACAGUAUCAACCACCCUGGCUUUAGCAGAGCAACACCACUGCUCGCAGCUGCGAGGAGCCUGCAUCAGAUUCAUGGCCUCGCCGGACAUGCUUGGCCCUGUCAUGUUAACCGACGGAUUCAAGCAUCUGGUAGCUAGCUGCCCGCUGAUUUUGAAGGAGGUAUUGGACGAGGUGUCCCGCAUUUGGCGCGACAAGUCUUCUUAGAAGUAGAAUAAGAUGACACCUUAUCAUGGACUGAUAGGCGGUACUGUUUUACUCUGGUUCAGAAAUCUUACAUCUGUAUGUCGCAGUUAUAUCUCUUCUGUGUAAGCCUUUAAAAUUUGCAUUUUUGUAUAUACACAUUACAUGACAGAAUGACCCAAUGGCAACCUGUAGUGCUAAGUGUUAAUGACAAAUCUGUAGGUUUGGGCA
Molecule: messenger RNA, 1831 nt
Organism: Triticum aestivum (bread wheat)
Lineage: Eukaryota; Viridiplantae; Streptophyta; Magnoliopsida; Poales; Poaceae
Product: BTB/POZ and MATH domain-containing protein 2
Exons: 1
Coding region: 530-1624 (364 amino acids)
Biological process (GO): protein ubiquitination
Molecular function (GO): protein binding
Source: RefSeq, a predicted model, not a curated record